AUGUUGGAACUGUCCUGCUGUCACUUCAACCACUUCCCGCUCCCCAACUCUCGCCACCCCCCCCGCUCCCUCAUUUUACUCCCUCUUUUCCAUCAGCAUGGGUGCGUGCGAGCUGCUGCAGCAGGAGCCGGGGUCCCUAGAGAACCGAUCGAUCUUGAUGUUCAGAUGCCUUCUCUCCCCAUCCCUCCUUCCCCCUUACUAAUCUCCCUUGUCUUUAACAGCAUGGGAGCGUGCGAGCUGCUGCAGCAGGAGCCGGGGUCACUAGAGAACCGAUCCAUGCUGGAGCUACUCCAUUUGAACGACCAGCCGCUCUUCAUGGACACGCUGGUUAAGUGCGCGCGCUUAGCUCCCUCCAGCAGCACGGCUCCGUCGGUCCGCCCGUGCAGUGCACACGCCGCCACAGGAACCAGCCAGCCGAACUAUAGGCAGCAGUCUCCUGGGAAUACACCGCCAUGGGUUACAGUACCCGCUACAACCCCUGCCACAACUCCUGCGACAACUCCUGGAGUAACCCCCUUUCACCCGCCGCACCAGGAGUCGCACGGUUGUUUUUCAGGCGCUUCUUCUUCGCACGCUGCCCGGCGCGAGUUUUCUACGGCUGGGGCUGCUGUUUCGGGCAGCGGCGGAAGGUUUUUCCGCGGGCAGCACCAGCUGCACGUGCGGCUGAGGGUGGAUGAGGAAGCAGAAGGGGAGGACCCUCAGACUGAGCAGCAGUUUGUGUGGGUGCGCGCGCGGAUGCUGCCUGUGGUGGCAAGGAGGCAAGGCGUAGGAGAAGCGAGGAGAGAUGCACGGGGAAGGGAGUCAGAAGGAAGUGAUGCAGCGUUUGAUCUUAUAGAGGAGGGAGAUCCGUUAGAAGACAGGCAGUUACUGGAUCAGCUUCCAACGAGGAUAGAGGAGAUUAAAGCGCGUUUGGAGAGUGGAGAGGGUUUGGAGGAAGAGGCGCCUAGAGUUGGAGCAGGGGAGAGGAGGCGGCAAGGGGAUUUGGGGAAGUGGCAGGGAGGGAGAGGAGGUAGAGGGAGCCGCGGGCAAGGAUGGGGUGAAGGGGCGAGUGUUGAGGCGAAGGGUGGGCAGUUGUUGGGGCAGGAGAAGGGGCGAAGCAGUGAUAGGGAGAAGGAGAGGAAAGAGGGGAGCACGGGAGACAGGGAGAAGGGAGAGGGAGACCGGCAGGAGCAGCAGAGCAUGAGUGGUGGGUGUAACAGCGCUGCUGCUGCGGAGGAAAUUGGCAGUGGGGCAGGUCAAAUUGGUGGUGUGAACAAUGAAAGCAGUGAGAGGGAGGCGUUAUCUGGGGAAGGUGGGCUGGUAACCUAUGGGUUGCACCUGAGGAGGGCACUGGAAGGGGAAGGGGAAGCAGAAGGGGAUGUGACUAAAGAGGAGGAGGGCGGAAAGGAUGAGGAGACGGGGGAGAGAGGGGAGAUGGUUGCGAGGAAAGGAGGGAGGGGAGAGAGAGCAGGGGGCGUGUUGGAUCUGCCGAGUAUAGGCAAGGGGAGGGAGAGCGGGGAGGAGGGAGUGGAGGGGGAGGGGGGAGCUGCUGGAAAGGCGAGUGAGGAGGAGGAGGUAGAGGAGAUUGUGAGGGUCAAACCGGGUCGGAUGGGGAUGGGAAUGGGGAUGGGGAUGGGGAUGGGGAUUGGGGGGGUGGAUGAAGCCGCAGCAGGGAGAGGGGCAGAUGGACAAGGAGCGGAUUUUCUCCCACCAGGGGUGCAAGCUGCUGUUGCUGCUGCUGCUGCAGCAGGGGGAGGGGGAUCGGAUUCGGAUAGCCUAAGCAAGUUCUUUUCCGCCUUGUUUCGCUUCUUCCCCACCUUCCCCCCCCCCCUCCCCCCCUCUUCGAUCCCACCCUCCAUCUCACCCUCCCUCUCUCCUUCCCUCCUCCCUCCCUCUCCCCCACCCUCUUCUCCCUCCCCCCUCCUCCCCACCUCUUCCUUCCCUUCCUCCUCCCCCCACGCAGAACCCCAUAUUCGUUUGACCCCAUAUUCGUUUGACCCCAUAUUCGUUUGUAAGAACCUCACUAUAGUCGACUGCAACGACAGCGCCGCCCGGAUCCUCCGGGUGGCCCAGAACGAGCGCAACACCCGUAUCUUCGGCCAAUCACCCGUCGUCUUCUCGCCCCCAGUGCAACCCGAGGGGAUUCUUUCGGCAGUAGCAAGCGAGCAGCGCUGGUUAGACAUCGCCACGAGCAACGGCCGCCCGUUCCGGUUCCCCUGGGUGCACAUGUCAAUCGACGGUCAGAUGUUUCUCGUGGAGGUGAUGGCGAUGGUGCUAGUGGACGGCCCAGAUACGUUCCACAUCACCACGUGGAAGCAGUACCUCAACUCCUCGUCUCUUACCCGCGAGCUGAGGCUCGCCGCCCGUGCGAAACGGGCGGCUGAGAGGUCGCGGGUUCAAUUCCUGGCGAACAUGAGUCAUGAGCUGAGGACGCCGAUUAACGGCGUGCUGGGGUAUGCACAGCUGAUGAUGCAGACCCAAUUGGAUCCAGAGCAACAGUCUUAUCUGCAGAGUAUAUACGAGUCGGGCGAGGUGCUUCUUGGAACCGUCUCUCAGGUGUUGGAGAUGAGUCAGCUGCAGAAGCGGGAGGUGGUGCCAAGACGGGUACGCUUCAAUCUGCACAGGGCUAUUGGGGAGGCGGCUGGCAGCAUGCGCCCUCUGGCUCACAGGAAAGGGCUGCAGCAUGGUGGUGGGUUAGCAACUUGGGGCUGCCUCGUUGCUGGCAGAAUGCGGUCUCUUGCGCACGGGAAUCCCAUUGCCCUUCUCUCUCGUUCCCUGACAUCCCUCCCCGUUCUCACCCCUUUGCAGUUCGGGAUCAGCAUGGACAGGGCAGUGCCGCACGCAGUCCUGGGUGACCCAUCCAUGCUGCGGCAGCUGCUGCUGCACCUUCUCUCCAACGCCCUCAAGUUCACCCACCAAGGCACCGUGCAGCUCACCGUUCGCGUGCUGGCCCCUCCUGGCGCUGGUGCUGGUGCUGCUGGUACUGCUGGUUCUGGUGGGGGAGUGGGGGCGGGAGGGAAGCAGAGGGGUGUGGGUCGAAGGGUGUCGCAGGUUAUGGGCAAGGCAGGGGAAGGUCUGCAAGGGGGUUUAGUGGGGAGAGAGCAGCACGAGCAGGAGCGUCAACAGGAGCAGCAGCAGCAGGCGGAGCAGGUGGAGCAGGUGGAGCAGGAGGAGGGGGAGGCCUGUUCUGCUGCUAACGCUCAGGGUGUGUGGGGGAGGAGUGACGGGGGAGCAAGUGGGAGGGAGUGUGGGGCUGUUGAAGCAGGAGUGGGAGUGCCGCCCGACAUGCUGCAUCAAAUCUUCAAGCCCUUUGUGCAAGUGGACAACUCCGCCGCCCGGGAGUAUCAGGGCCUCGGGCUGGGAUUGGCUAUUGCGCAAUCGCUUGUGCGGCUUCUGGGUGGCGAGGGGAUUCAUAUUGAGAGCGAGCCGGAUAAGGGGUCAUGUUUCGCGUUUACCCUUCCUUUUGAGGUGUGGAAGGGGGAGAGGAAGGGGGGGAGGGAGAAGAGGAGGGGAAGGGAGGGUGAAAGUGUGGGUGGGGAUGGGGAUGGGGGUGGGAAAGUGGAUGGAGGGGAGAAAGGGGAGGUGGAGGGAGAUGGAGGAUCGAGGAGAGAGGUUCUUGAAGGGGGGUUCGGGGAUAAUGGCCGAGGGAGGGGCAAGCGAGCAAGGAUAGUUGAGGAGAGAUUAGAUGCGGUGAGGAUGGGUGGGGAGAGGUUCCAGUCGUUUGAGGCUGAUACGGGGGAGUUUGGUGGGUUACUAGCAGAGGGGAGUGAGCGUGAGCGUGGGGCGAGCAGGGAGGGAGAAGAGGGAGAGGACGCGAGGAAGGGUGGUGCAGGGAGUGUGAAGCGGAAGCGAGCAGAGGAGGUUGGUGACGAUGAUGAGAUGGGGAUGAGGCAGGAGCGUCAAGGGGAGGGGAAAGGCAGGGGCAUGUGGGGAGAGGUGCAGGUGGGUCGCUGGGGGGAGGAGCAGGGGGGGGAGUGGGGAGAGGAGGGAAGUGAUGAGAUGGAGGAGAGUGGUAAGGAGAGAGGAAAGGAAAGACGAAGGGAGAGAGGGGAGGGGAGGGGGGAGAGUAGAGAUGUGGAGGCACGGAGGGAGGAGGCGAGGAGAAGGAAAUGGAGGGUGCAACACGACAGAGGAUUCUUCAGUGGUGCUAGGCGUGCCACUAAGGGGCAAGAAGGGCUUUUGGCUGAAUCGAAUCCUUUAGGUGCUGCCCUGAUCCGAACCACCAGCCCUAUAAGUGCUGCUCUGCUCCGGUCUGAGAUUCCUACUGCCGCUUGUAUAGGAGCUUCUAUAGGCGCUCCCAUGGGUGGCUCUAUGGGCGCUUCUCCAGGCGCUACUGUGGGAGAUUUCGCCAGCCAGCUCCUCUUGUUCGACCCUGAGAUGCAAGCCCAGGCACAUGGGACAGCACCUAACUUUCAGAGAACAUUCGUCUCUUCACCUGCCAGCCUGGCAGGAGAUGGGGCCACUGCAGCUACAGCAACGGCUGUAGCUGGUGCAUGCUCUCUCAGGGGUUCCCAAGGAGCAGGUGCAGGCAAGGCCGGCACUGCGGGUGCGGGCAAGACAGGCACGGGGCUGAAGUGCCUUGUGGUGGACGACAACGCAGUCAACCGCAGCGUGCUGCAGCGGCUGCUGCGGUCGCUCGGAGCAGAGCAGCUCGUGCUGGCUCGCAACGGUGCGGAGGCGGUAGCGGUGUGUGAGAAGGAUGGGGAGGGGCUGGAUGUGGUUUUCAUGGACCUCCAUAUGCCUGUGAUGGAUGGGUUUGAGGCGUCCGCGCGGAUUCUUGGGCUUUGGAGGAGUCGGUAUGGAUCUGAUGCAGUGCCGCGGACUAGUAGCAUGUCGCAGCAGCAGCAGCAGCAGCAGCAGCAGCAGCAGCAGCAGCAGCAGCAGCAGCAGCAGCAGCAGCAGCAGCAGCAGCAGCAGCAGCAGCAGCAGCAGCAGCAGCAGCAGCAGCAGCAGCAGCAAGUUCAAGCAGUGCAGCCCUUACAGCCCCAGCAGGUGCAGCUGCAGCAGCAAGAAUGUUCGUUUCGGUACAGACCGCUGCUUGUUGCAAUUACGGCAAGUGCAUUGGAGGAGGAAGAGGAGAAGUGUAGGAAGGAGACGCGCCGAUCCCCAUACCCCUUUCCCUUCCCACAUCCCCUUUCCCUAACCCCAUCCGCCUUCCCCUCCCCCAUCCCCCUUCUCUUUCCCCAUCCCCCUUCUCUUUCCCCAUCCCCCUUCUCUUUCCCCAUCCCCCUUCUCUUUCCCCAUCCCCCUUCUCUUUCCCCAUCCCCCUUCUCUUUCCCCAUCCCCCUUCCCUUCCCGCAUCCCCUUUCCCUUUCCCCAUCCGCCUACCCUUUCCCCAUCCCCUUCUCUUUCCCUAUCCCCCUUCCCUUCCCCCAUCCCCCUUCCCUUCCCCCAUCCCCCUUCUCUUACCACAUCCCCUUUCCCUUCCCCACACCCUCCUUUCCCUUCCCCCAUCCCCCAUUCCCUUUACCCAUCCCCCAUCCCUUCCCUGCAUCCUCCUUUCCCUUCCCCCAUCCCCCUUCCCUUCCCCCAUCCCCCUUCCCUUCCCUCAUCCCCCUUUCCCUCCCCCUCUGCUAUCACCUUCUUUUCUCUUUCUGCUACCACCUCCCUUCCCCCUCUGCUGUCACCUCUCAUCCCGUGAUACCACCUCCCUUCCCCCUCUGCUGUCACCUCUCAUCCCGUGCUACCACCUCCCUUCCCCCUCUGCUGUCACCUCUCAUCCCGUGCUACCACCUCCCUUCCCCCUCUGCUGUCACCUCUCAUCCCGUGCUACCACCUCCCUUCCCCCUCUGCUGUCACCUCUCAUCCCGUGAUACCACCUCCCUUCCCCCUCUGCUGUCACCUCUCAUCCCGUGCUACCACCUCCCUUCCCCCUCUGCUGUCACCUCUCAUCCCGUGAUACCACCUCCCUUCCCCCUCUGCUGUCACCUCUCAUCCCGUGCUACCACCUCCCUUCCCCCUCUGCUGUCACCUCUCAUCCCGUGCUACCACCUCCCUUCCCCCUCUGCUGUCACCUCUCAUCCCGUGCUACCACCUCCCUUCCCCCUCUGCUGUCACCUCUCAUCCCGUGCUACCAGCUCCUCCCAUGAAGCCAACACUUCGCCAACCCUUUCACCUUUUUCCCCUGCUUUCACACACUAUUCCGCCAAGCAAUCACUUCCCCAAUUCCUCCCUGCCUCCUUUCUUUCCCCAUGCCAUGCCUCCCCUCGCUUUCCUCCCAUGCCUCAGCUCUGUUUUCCCACUUGUCUCCCCUCUGCUUCCCCCCUUUCUCCCCCCUGUUGA
Closterium sp. Naga37s-1 is the source of this 6261-nucleotide messenger RNA. The record is from the annotation of a GenBank genome assembly. NCBI's taxonomy places the organism in Eukaryota, Viridiplantae, Streptophyta, Zygnematophyceae, Desmidiales, Closteriaceae.